Sipha flava (yellow sugarcane aphid) is the source of this 1044-nucleotide messenger RNA. Its product is annotated as UPF0598 protein CG30010. Bases 318 to 980 code for a protein of 220 amino acids. The record is from RefSeq and is a predicted model, not a curated record. Lineage: Eukaryota; Metazoa; Arthropoda; Insecta; Hemiptera; Aphididae. The transcript is spliced from 4 exons.
AAUACUAAAAAUUAUAUUCUAUAACCGUAUGUUCAACAAUAUCAACAGUUAAUUUAUCAUAUAUUACAUUACUUUAUGACCACUGUUGGAGAAUUCUAUUGGAAUUUCCUGUAACGUGUACCACGAGAAAAAAAUUAUAUUUUAUUGUGUUAUGAUCACAUUUUAUUACAAUAACAUAUUGUUUAUAAUUGUCUAGAAAUAAAUUAGAUGAUAAUAUCCGUGUUCAGUGUGAUCGAAAAACGUACAUAAGUAUUUUUUCAAAUAAAUAAUGAACGAUCAGUGGGAAUAAUUACCGUCCAGUGUAGAACUUUAAAACUAUGUCUUUAACAUGUAUCAAAUCUCGACAUUUUUUAAAGAAUUUAAAAAAUGUCAAACUUCUGCUGGGGAAUAAAACGUACUCCUCCAUGGUAUCAUAUGUGCAAGGACAAUCACCAGAAAAGAAUGUUAGAGAAUACUUCUAUUAUAUAGACCAUCAAGGAAUGCUCUUUUUGGACGAUAGUAAAAUGAAAAAUUUUACAUCUGCCUAUAAAGAAAUAGAUUUUUUAGUAUUUUUUUUCAAACGAUUGAAACCAAACACGAUUGAUCGAUAUAGAGAACAUUUUCCAUGGAUAUCAUUAUGUGGAAGAGAAAGGAAUUUUAUUCGAUGUGAUGAUUUCCCUAUUGUAUUUACCCAAAUAAUUCAAAGCGACGAUGGGAAUUUCUUAUUUUGUCAUAACCAUGCAGGAUCUAAAUUGAGUGUAUUAUUUCAACCAAAUAAGCUCUGGAUGGAUGUUGAAAAUGGUAGAGUUUACCAUCCAGCUAGUGAACAACACGGGUCCAUUGGACUUGUGUCAUCUAGAACAGCUAUUGAAUUAAGUAAAAUGUUUAUGUAUAAUAUUGAUAAACACAAUUAUGUGCCAACACAUUUCAACUGGUGUAAUAAAAAAUAUACAUUAGAUCCAGAUUGGUUCAAAAAUUUGAUUGUUAAACGAAUUAAUUGAAUAUGUGGUUUUACAAGCAUAGUAAAAUCAUUGUUAUGUGAUAUUUUCAAAUAAAGUUUAUAUU